Molecule: messenger RNA, 840 nt
Organism: Cygnus atratus (black swan)
Lineage: Eukaryota; Metazoa; Chordata; Aves; Anseriformes; Anatidae
Product: glutathione S-transferase 2
Exons: 8
Coding region: 102-764 (220 amino acids)
Biological process (GO): glutathione metabolic process
Molecular function (GO): glutathione transferase activity
Source: RefSeq, a predicted model, not a curated record
CUCCGGGGGGAGGGGGGAAGGGCGCGGGGGGGCUCAGCCGCUCGGUGCCGCCCCCGCCCCGCCCUGCCCCGGCGGUCGUCAGCGCUGUCCCCGCAGCCGCCAUGGUGGUCACGCUGGGCUACUGGGACGUCCGCGGGCUGGCCCACGCCAUCCGCCUGCUGCUGGAGCACACCGAGACCCCCUACGAGGAGCGGCAGUACAGCCUCGGGCCAGCCCCAAACUUUGACCCAAGCGACUGGACCAACGAGAAGGAGAAGCUGGGCCUCGAUUUCCCCAACCUGCCCUAUCUCAUCGAUGGCAGCACCAAGCUGACGCAGAGCAACGCCAUCCUGCGCUACAUCGCCCGCAAGCACAACAUGUGUGGGGAGACGGAGGAGGAGAAGCUGCGCGUGGACAUGCUGGAGAACCAGGUGAUGGAUCUGCGCUUGAGCUUCAUCCGGCUCUGCAACAACCCUGACUUUGAGAAGCUGAAGCCGGCAUACCUGGAGCAGCUGCCGGGGAAGCUGCGGGAGCUGUCGCGGUUCCUGGGCUCCCGGGCCUGGUUUGCUGGGGAGAAGCUCACCUUCGUUGACUUUGUGGCGUACGACGUGCUAGACCAGCAGCGCAUGUUUGUCCCCGAUUGCCCUGAGCUGCAGGGCAACCUGGGCCAGUUCCUGCAGCGCUUCGAGGCGCUGGAGAAGAUCGGGGCGUACAUGCGGUCGGGGCGCUUCAUGAAGACCCCCAUUUUCUGGCGGACAGCGCAGUGGUGCAACAAGAAGGAGUGACCGCGAUGCGUGCCCCCCCACGUGUGCCCCCCCCAGCCCCCUCCCCUGCAGAAUAAAGCUGGGGGUCCGCACCCUC